AUGGCUGUGCGCAUGCGUAAAGUACAAGCCAUACCGCAUAGUCAGGUAACGUAUACUAGACCGGGUCAUACUUCCUCGUAGUUUAGGUCCUGAAUUUUAUGCCUGGAAUCAAAUCAACAUUUACUUCCUUGGCACGCAACCUAGGAAAGAUAUGUUGAAGAAAGAAAAAACGUUUUUAGCUUUAGGGCAUGCCAAGGAAACAAUAGCAAACUUUUUAUAUAAAAUGACGAUAGCCAAAUCCUGCUGUUUUAUUCCAGACGAAAAUAUAGACAUAAAUAACAAAACAGCAAAGAGAAAAGCGACUUCAGUUUUCCCGAUCUUUCGGACGGACGAGCCGUCCUUCUUUAGGGGAUUUAAUUGUAACAACUUUCCAAUUCUUCAUUAAAUCCCCUGAAGAAGGACGAUCGACUUGUCCGUCCGAAAUAUCGGGAAAACUCAAGUCGCUUUUCUCUUCGCUGUUUUGUCUAAACAACAGGAAACCUUACCCGAGUAUAUUUAAAUUAUUUCUGCCACAUUAUAACAUAGACAACUAGAGCAUCUUUUUGCCACUAUCACACCCAUUUCUAGUCUCCCUCGCAGCCUAUUUUAGUAUCGUCACGCAACGCUCCUCCCCACAAACGGCCGUUUGUGGGGAGGAGCGUUGCGUGACGUUACUAAAAAAGGCUGCGAGGGAGACUAACCCAUUUCCUUUUGACUAUAAUGAUACUUAUGGGGUGGACACGGGACCUAUGAAACAUUGGCUAGCCUUCCUUAACAACACCAACCCCCAUUAAAACCCCAGCAAAUCCUUUUUAACGACAGAGCACUAGGUAUUUACUCCAACCAAAAGGAGAUUAACUACAUCUCACCUUCCAAUAUUAGAGCCAGUAUUGAAACCUGCCCUGCCCAUGCCAGUUACAUAAUUUACUCCAAUUGUCUCUCCCCCCCCUUCUAUGCCCGACAUUUUAUGGGUCUUCCCUCCCCCACCCCCCAAGGUACUCGAGGUUUCUGCGAUACACGUAUUUUUAGUAACAUGGACAACUACAGCAUCUUUUUGAUUAACGAAAAGAAAAAGCUGCAAGACUAAGAAAACGUUCGCAGCUUCCUACACCGCAAGGUUAUCCCCCAAAACGGGCAAUAUAGUUACCUAACCUUAGAAUAAGAACGUGUACUGGAUAAAAAAAAUGCCUCUACCUCGACUCAGUUCAGAGUUUCCCGUGUAGCUUUCUGGCCCAUUUGUGGUCACUUGAGUGAUAAUUUUUUCCACUGUUUUGUUAGGAGUAUACUGAGAGCAAAGUAAUGGAACAUAUCACAGCGACGAGGGCUUAGAAACCUUGAAGACCUUGAAUAAAGUGAGUUAAGCUACUUUGGGUUAAAUCGCUAUUUCCCUUCAAUCCUAUGUUCCCAUAAAGAUCAGUUUUAGUUUAUUUCGACAGUUGUGAGGAGCCAGGUGUAGUUAGAGGUGCCAAUAUAAUCUAAAAUUUACUACGUCAGUCAUCAAAGCUCUGUCUUUAAAUUCGGAAAUUUUCUUGCAGAAGUGUUUUUAUUGAAAGUAGCCAAAUUAAGAUAUCAGUGACAAAUUAUUCCGUAAUAUUACUUGGUGCGAAAUUCCUGCGUUAAUUUAUAAUUUCACCAGGGAAAUUGAACAAAAAGUCUUAAUAUUCUUCAGAAAACAGUUGACUACAUGAUUGGGCAGUGUUGUGGCCUCCAAAUACUUUCUACGUGUUUCGAACACUUAAGUACAAUGUAAAUGACACUAAUGUAAUUUGCAUAAUUCGUAUUUUUAUACCACUACAUAAGAAACUUCUGCAAUUUGAUUGGCUUAGAGCAGUGGUAAAUCAGCUUAAUUUGAAAUACCUACAUGUGAAAAUGACAAACCUUUUGUCGCCUAAUGGCUCGUGAAAUUACGUCUAACAAUUUUGAAAUAUCACUCGUGGUAUUUAUGCCAAAUAUCACUACAAAUCAUGCUAUUACCCAUACAAAUUCCUGUAUCAACCCGCCAGAUAAUAAUAUUGUUAUGUUUAGCACCUUUAAAUCUCUCGUACAUAAAGGUAGCUCUAUAACUCUACUGACGUACUUAUACAAAUAUCACUUUAAUUAAAUGGACCUUUUUCCUUAUCUCUAAUAACAUUUGUGCUAAUUUGCUUUGCAAGUCUUUGUUCCACUGUGUGCUCGAAAAAGUUCGCUGUUGUUAAAAUUUAGUUGCACCAAGUUUGCUAUUCCUCGGCACCAAGAAGGCAUUCAUGUUUAAAAAUGAUGUUACGGCGUUAAAAACGCUGAAGGAAAAGGAAAAGCAAAGUUAUGAACGGCAAGAAGGGUUGUAACCGGAUUUAUUUUUUUCAAGAGAGAAUGAAUAAGCUACUAAGCUCAAUCUCUCUUGAGAAACGUCUAUGUAAUAGUUAGAAAGCGCAAAUCAUUCUUCACGGCUGCGAGCGAAAUUAGUCACCCAUGAAAGAAACUGGUAUAUCAAAUGUAUACUCGAUGAAAUAAGUACAAUCUCGUCACCAUUUGAACAUAUACUUAUUAAUUAGGCUGCUUUGAACGGGGCUGCCCCGAGCUUGUACUUUGAGCCAGGGGCACCCAACGUCAAUUUUCGGAAAAUAUCUGUUCGGAAGAAGAUUUGAGAUAUAGAAUUUUCGGAACAUUUGUUGUAAAAUUUCUUGCUUGCCUGCCUCUCCUAGGAUUUUCGAACAUCUAAAAAUGGUAUAAUUGCCCAUUUUUAACGGAUUUUUACUUUAAAAAGGUCACCUAAACUUUUCGGGAGCCUUUUUUCUGGCUGAAAUUUUCGAAAAAGUAAGGGUUGAUCUCUAUAAUUUUCGGAUCACUAGACUUUCAGCUAGGAAAUCCGAACAGAUGAAAUAUUUUGGGGGGAUAAAAAUACGUUUAAAUACUAAAAUACGUUUAACAAUGCUAUGUUUAAGUGGUUUUGAACUAUAUUCUCGUUGCGUGCCCCUGUUUCAGCCGCUUCAUCUCAGAAUGAAAAAUAACUUAAUGACGCGGAACUAAUCCUACAGUCUUUUCAAGGGUAAUAUAAGCUCAUCUUUUACUGUUAUAACACCCUUCUUUUCAGUAUAUGCUUCAAUAUGUUCUUCGUUUCAUUUCACUAAUCGUUCGUCUAGGUGCGUUGUGGUAUUAUGCCCACGUUCAUCUUGCCAGCGGCUUUGCUGAUAUUGGUGAGUAGCUUUGGCCCAUGCCAAAGACUUUGCAGUCACACCUGUAUAAAUACUGCAAAGUCACAGAUUACUUAGUUUACUUUGCUACAUCAUCAUCCAAAAAGUUAACAGUAUAUGCUUAACGCAGUGAAGUUAAUCGUUAUCUCUGUUACUCGAGAGAAUGGUGGGUGUGUGCUAGGACGAAGAGGAGGCAAUAUACUGCUUUUCAAAGAAGUGAGGCGAUUUCGGACGAAUUAACUCUAUGUUCAAUCAGGACUUAAAAGAGAAGAAGGCUUAACCAAUGGAAACGUGAAUGUAGUUGCAUCUGUCGAGUACAGUUCGAGUGUCUACUUUAGAAGGAAUGCUAAUGGCAGGUAAUCAAGCCAUGGUGUGACCAUUCUAAUGAACGCUCUUCGCUGCAUUUUUGCAUGCAUAAUUAUGUUUGCGUAGUUAAUUUGAAUUUUGGGAUUUAGGGCACUUUUUGGAAGUGGAAGACGGUUGUUUACCGAUCAAUGAUACCUCCAAAUAUGGCCCUAAUGCUCUUAGGGUCAGGCAAGGAUAUAAACUUUUUUUGAGAAAAAAAAAUCGAGCUUGAUACUGCUUCCAAUUGUUUAAAAUUUAUAGAUUUCUACACGCUGACGACAAUAGGGGCCGCGUUGCUUGAAAUUUAACGUUGGACGUAACCGCUUAUGUCGGAAAUUCAUUCCAGUUAAACUCAUUAGUUUAUAACGCUUGAAGUUAAAAAAUUGCGUCAAGUUAUGCAGCUGUGACCCCUGGAGACUUCGGUAAUAAGCGCAAUUUCUCGAACGUUCGUGUUGUUAGUUCUUGGACGUAGAUAAUGUCAAAAUAACCAUAAUACACAUAAAAGUGACCAACGAACCGUUAACACUGAACAGUGGAUAACCGUCUUAGUGCACGCUAAAAUGAGUCACAUUUAAAUUUUUUAUUAUCCAUGCACCACAUACUGAUAUUAAAUAUCGUGAACCAUAUUUGUGUUGUAGUUAAAUUUCUGUUUACUUUGAUUUCCAGGUUACUAUUUUAACCGAAGUCAUUCAGCCAUCAGUUGAACGAGCUCCUGGAAAACGCGCUGACGAAUCUGGAAUAAUGCAGCCUAGAAAAACCACAUCGAAAACGAAACGUGAACUGAGAAACAAGAACCCAAAAGACGCAUCUGCUCUCAAUAAUAUCAGAAACAGUAGCAGCCUUUCAUAUACGCAAAGGAACUCCAAAGUCUUAGAUCGUGCCAAUAAAAGCAAAUUACACCUUAAAAGCAAGUCGUCGUCAGGUAAGCCUCAAGUGAAACGUCGAUCUUCCGGACAUUUUUUGACAUGGAAUCCAUCCUACGGAAGAGAUGGCAUGAACCCUUGCGUGAGGAGGAUUAGAAAAACCUACCACAGUGAACUCAACACAAUACUUACUGAUUUUGUAUGCCGCCGUGCGACUCUCUACUGUAGUCCAAAAUCAGGCGGCGCCGGGAAAUGUAUGCCUCUUAGAGCGUUUAUUACACGUAUAAACAAGGUUUUAACAACUGGUUGUACAUGCCGCCACUAA
Molecule: messenger RNA, 4682 nt
Organism: Porites lobata
Lineage: Eukaryota; Metazoa; Cnidaria; Anthozoa; Scleractinia; Poritidae
Source: the annotation of a GenBank genome assembly